Molecule: messenger RNA, 1956 nt
Organism: Boeremia exigua
Lineage: Eukaryota; Fungi; Ascomycota; Dothideomycetes; Pleosporales; Didymellaceae
Product: MFS transporter-like protein
Exons: 2
Coding region: 166-1695 (509 amino acids)
Biological process (GO): transmembrane transport
Cellular component (GO): membrane
Molecular function (GO): transmembrane transporter activity
Source: RefSeq, a predicted model, not a curated record
CUCCGUUAUCUUUCAUCGCGACAGUUUUUUUCUCUACUUGCGCCGUUUGUUGGGGUGUUGAGUGUAGUAUGUAGAAUUCAAAAAGCGGCGGGUGCUCGCCCAAAAUAUCAUGUACACGCCUUUGUCGAAUAUACCAUUCGUACACCAAUCCGGAGUGUGCCCAUCAUGACCACCACGGACGUCAAACAUGCCGAUCAAGGCAAUGUUGAAAUGAAUCUGGCUGCCGGGUCAACAUACAUCCCGGAUCUUAAUGACAAGGCCAUGGAGAGGCGCAUUGUGCGCAAAAUUGACAUGCGCAUCUUGCCAUUCAUUUGUAUCUCGUACCUGAUCAACUUUCUGGACAGAGUCAAUUUGGGAAAUGCACGCACCCUUAACAAUGACAUUCCUGCCAGCAAUAUCGUCCACGAGCUUAGCCUUACCGGAAACCGUUACAACAUCGCUGUCGCCGUCUUCUUUGUGCCGUACGUCAUCUUUGAAGCGCCCAGCAACUUUGCCAUGAAGUACUUUACGCCGUCGGUCUGGAUCGGGCGAAUUAUGAUUAGCUGGGGCAUUAUCACCAUCUGUACAUGCGCUGUGAAGAGCUUCGGCGGCCUCCUUGCGAUCCGAUUCUUCCUCGGUGUUGCAGAGGCCGGAUUCUUCCCAGGUGUCGUCAUGUACCUUUGCUACUGGUACAAGCCGUCGGAACGAGCAACGCGACUUGCUAUCUUCGCCGGUUCCGUUGCGGUUGCUGGAGCCUUCAGCGGACUUCUGGCGACCGGUAUCUCUUUCCUGAACGGCAAAGCAGGCCUCGCUGGCUGGCAGUGGCUAUUCGUGCUUACUGGUAUCCCGGCUGUUGUUUUCGGUGCCAUUGUAUGGAUCUUCAUGCCCAACUACCCCCAAGACGCCAAGUUCCUCACCGAAGAGGAGCGUGCUUUUGCAGUUGCUCGAAUGGGUCCUUUCGCACCGAACAAGGAAGACAAGACAUUCAACGCGAAGAUUGCCAAGCAGACAAUUCUUGAUCCACUCUUCUGGGUAUACGCGGUCAGCUAUUUCCUCAUGGUCAACAGCCUGAACGCAUUCUCCUACUUUUCGCCUACCAUUAUUGCCAACCUGGGAUUCAAGGGUUACACUGCGCAGCUGCUCACUGUACCACCGAAUGUGUUCGCCCUGCUCAUCAUCCUUGGAAACUGUAUACACUCCGACUACUCGAAGGAGCGCAUUCGUCACGCUCUUGCUGGUGUAACUCUUGUCGCGACUGGGUACCUGCUUCUGGCUGUGGUGAAGAACUGGAUCGGACGUUACGUUGCCGUCUUCUUAAUCGCGUGUACGAACUCGGCGGUCAUGCCCUUCCUGGCUCACCGCACGGCUACCGUUUCUGGCUCCACAGCAACAGCUCUCGCAACUGGUGUGACUAUCGCAAUUUCCAACUGUGGUGGCAUCAGUGCUCCGUUCCUGUUCCCCAGCACAAACGGUCCAAAUUACCCCAUGGGCAACUGGACCGUUUUCGGAAUGCUUUGUGCUGUGUUCCUCAUGACCGUCUACCUUGGCUUCAGGCUUGGAACAAGCGCCGAGUAUCGUGAUUUCGCGCCUGGAGCUGCUGAGCAGUUGGCUGCGAGGACAAGUAUCGAGGGCAAGGUGCCGGAUGAUGCCAGAGACUCUCGCGAAUUCCCACCUGCCGUAGCGCAGGGUGACGACAAGGACGCUGUGAAAAAUUGAGUAGCUUGGCCAAGUACCUUAUUAUAGACAGUGUGAUUUGAUGAACGAGUUAAUUCAUUGUAUUCUCCAACAACUCCUGUGCCCGUGCCUUCAGCGUUGUCAGGCUGUGAGUUCAGGAGAGCAAGAACACCGAAUGUGCAGCCGAGAGCGUUCGCCCCACUUUUCCGAACUGACGUCCCGCCAGAGCCUGAUUGGUUUGAACUACCCGCCCGUUUCACACACUGCCACUAUCCUGAGGUUUAGCGUUGUACAUGAAAGAAG